Messenger RNA from Hibiscus syriacus, 2421 nucleotides. RefSeq lists its product as uncharacterized. The coding region runs from base 1 to 2421 and encodes 806 amino acids. The transcript is spliced from 3 exons. NCBI's taxonomy places the organism in Eukaryota, Viridiplantae, Streptophyta, Magnoliopsida, Malvales, Malvaceae. The record is from RefSeq and is a predicted model, not a curated record.
AUGCUGGAUUUCCCUGAGUCCUUUGUUAAAUUUAAGGCUCAAGGCGUGUCUGAUCACUGUCUGGGUCUGCUUUGGUCACAUAAAGGGGUCAUGGUUAAGAAGCCUAGGCCUUUCAAGUUUUUUAAUUGUUGGACUGGCCAUGAGCAGUUUCUGAGCACUGUUGUGAAUUCCUGGCUGGGCUAUUGUGAUGGGAACCCUAUGCAGUGUUUGUUAAGGAAAUUAAAGAGGCUUAAAUCAUGUUUUAAGGAUUUUAACAAGGAAUUCUUCUCUGACAUAUCUGGUAGAGUUAAGUCCAAGAGAUCCGAUCUUGAGCAGUUACAGCUUUUUAACCUGUCCCAUGUUGGUCAGAGGAGGAUGAAUGAUGAAAGAAUUCUCAAAGCUGAGUUGGUUGACCUGGAAAUUGCUGAGUCAGAGUUCUACAGGCACUGGUUAAAGGAGGGUGAUUUAAAUACCAGGUUUUUUCAUCAGAAGGUUGAGUCCAAUAAAAAGAAUAACACUAUCAGAGUUAUUAUGAGUGAAGAGGGUCAGUGCUAUGAGUCAUUUGAUGAGAUGGUUGCAGAGUUAGUUAGGUUCUUCACUUAUCUUGUUGGAUCUGCUGAUCCCAUGGUUAGUGGUUGUUCUGUGGAGAGCCUUAAGGAUCUAUUACCUUACUCCUUGCCUAAUGAUGCUGCAGUGUCUCUCACUAAGGAGGUGGAUGGUUUGGAGAUUAAAAAGGUCUUGUUCAAGCAAGGUAAGGACAAAAGUCUAGGCCCAGAUGGAUACACUUCUGGUUUCUUCAAAGCUGUCUGGGACAUUGUUAGGGCAGAUUUUAUUUCUACUGUGAGGUACUUCUUUCAAUCUUCUAUUAUGUUGCCAGCUUUCAACACUACUGCCUUAGUUUUGGUCCCUAAAACCCCUAAUCCUUGUUUAGCUAGAGAUUUUAGGCCAAUAUCUUGUUGUUCUGUGGUGUACAAGACUAUUACUAGAAUUCUGGUGGAUAGAUUAAUGCCUUUCUUCCCUGCCAUGAUUUCUCAGAGUCAGUCUGCCUAUGUUAGGGGUAGGAACAUAGUUGAUAACACCUUGUUAGCUCAGGAAAUUGUUAAGGGCUAUUCAAGGAAAAGUCUUUCCCCUAUGUGUGCCAUAAAAAUUGAUUUACAAAAAGCUUUUGACUCUGUUAAUUGGGGAUUUUUAUUUUCUGUUCUUGAGGCUUUGGGGCUCCCUCCUAUCUUUUGUAAUUGGGUCAAAGGAUGUAUUACCACUCUUAUGUUCUCUGUUUCUCUAAAUAGGAGCCUAGUGGGGUUUUUCAAGGAUUCUGUUUUGGGAGUAUUGAGCACCUUAGAGAAGUUUUAUGAGUUAUCUGGCCUCAAGUUGAAUGCCCAGAAAAUAGAAUUCUUUGCUUGUGGUUUGAGUUCUCAUGUUCUGGAUCAGAUUUGUACUGCUUCUGGUUUUAGACUAGGGCAUCUUCCUGUUAGGUACCUUGGUGUACCUCUUGUGACUAGAAAGCUCACAGGUAAGGACUGUGCAGCUCUGUUGGCCAGGCUCAAGCACAAGCUCAACCAAUGGUCUAAUAGAAACCUUAGCUUUGGGGGCAGACUGCAGUUAAUCAAAACUGGCAGUGACACCCCAACUAGGGGCGCCCGUGUUGGCUGGAACCAGGUUUGUUCCUUAAAAUCGGAGGGUGGUCUGGGGCUUAAAAACCUUGUGGUUUGGAGUAGAGCUUGCUGCCCGCUGCUUGUCAGAAACAUUUUGGCUGGGGAGGGCUCGCUUUGGAUUGCAUGGAUCAAGGAAUAUUGCUUUAAAUCUUUGAGUUUCUGGGAGGUUGAGUGCAAAUCUCACUUUAGCUGGAUCUUAACUAAACUGUUGAAGUUGAGGGGUGAGGCUAGGGGGUUGUUCUUCCCCUAUGCUAAUUGGAGUUUAAUCAAUGGUAAGUGGAUUUGGGAUAACAUCCGUGGCAGUAGAGAUAAAGUUAGCUGGCACAGGUUAAUCUGGUUUCCUGGCCAUAUUCCCAAAUUCUCUUUAAUCUCUUGGAUGGUCAUUCUCGAUAGGCUGCCUACCAAGGAUAGGCUUGCUCGGUUCGGCUUGCUUGUUGACAAUGUUUGUGGCUUGUGUGGUGCUGGAAUGGAGUCCCGUGACCACCUUUUUGCUGACUGUUCUUUUGCUAGGGGCGUUUGGGGAGCUGUGUUGAACGCUCAUGGUCUCUCAUUUAUGGCUCGCGCCUGGGACGAGCAGCUUCACUGGUUACUGUCAAACCUCAGGGGAAAAACCCUUCGAGUUCGUGCCCUUAAGUUGUUGUGGACUGGCUUUCUCUAUCUUAUCUGGGAGGAGCGUAACCAUCGAUAUCAUAGGAAUUUGAUUCGUUCAAUUGAUGUCAUUGUAAAUAGGAUUUUGGAGGAGGUAAAUAUCAAGUUGUAUAGGCAUGGUUAUAUUGAUUUGAGGUUGUAA